This is a messenger RNA of Triticum turgidum subsp. durum (durum wheat), 1065 nucleotides long. The record is from the annotation of a GenBank genome assembly. Lineage: Eukaryota; Viridiplantae; Streptophyta; Magnoliopsida; Poales; Poaceae.
AUGCUGUCGCAGCUCACUGGACCGUUCGUAAUCAUGUCCCCGUUCUCAACUGCUAGCAGCGGUCUGUUCCUUCGGUGCUCUCGAGUGAAAGCUGGGAACAGCGCCGAGAUCUGUGGCACCGAGAAGCUUAUUACACUCGGAAAUUUGCGCCCUGUGUUGCCGGUUAGAAUGAGGCGACAGGGACAGGGACAGGGGCAAUACGGGGAUCCUAACAUCAAUUCCAUGGCCUCUUCCCAGUUGCAUCACUACCAGGCUCAGCAAAGGGUUCAACAACUCCCUGAUAAUAGUUACCCUGGAAGAGAUCCUGGGCAAGCUGCUGGGGAGAACCAGUAUACCACCCAGAAGGUGAGACAGAGCCAAUGGGACAGAGGUGGACCGAAUAUCCCGAAUCAGAUUUCACCAUAUGCAUAUAACGAGGGUCAAAGUGCUGAGGGUAAACGAUCCUUCUAUGAUGGACAACAAUCUGAUAUGAAGGUUGGUCUAGAAAAGCAACCAAGAAAGGAAUCGAGGGACCAGCCUCGUACCGAUAAGAUUGAAGCAAGGCACGAUGAGUAUAAUCUUCCUCGUACAUUUGAAAGUCUAGAGCAGAGUUUUCGUGAAGACAUCGUGGUCCUAUCCAAGGAACUAAAUGAUGCAGAGGAUGCUGAAAAUACUAGGCACAGGGAGAGAUUGAACGAAAUAAAUGCACAGUACCAUGAGAAACUAUUGGCACUUCGAGCUCGCCAGACGGCCUAUCGAGAAGAAUUCCUGCGCAAAGAGUCUCUGGAACGCCAGCAGCAAUACCAAAAGGCCACCAUAAGCAAUUAUGCAAAUAAUGUGGUGCCUAGGGAACCACGUGGCUAUCCUCCAACAGCUGCAGCCACGCCUCCUGCUGCUGCUCCCUCUGGAGGUUCUUAUGGAGAGGCUCAUCGGGGUUAUGCAUCUGGUCAGUAUGAAACCUUUGGGGAGCGGCCAGAUUACCCAGAGUUCCAUGGUGGGGGCCAAGGCCGCGAUCAUGGUUUUGAGCACCGUGGUCAUCAAUACCCUGGCGGUCGUGCUUAUAACUCUGGCGGGCGCAGAUUCUAA